CUCGUCUGGGGAAAGGCUUAGAUUUAGGAUUUUCUGUAGAGCCCCUGAAGUUCUCAUCGGGUCCAGGUUUUGUUUCUCCUCUUGAAGGCUGCAGAUAUUCCCAGAAUUCCCUCUGAUCUCUUAUCAUGGCGUCCACGUCCGUCACCACGCUGGGAGGAGUUGUGGUCGUGACUCAAGUUAUUCCCAAGAAUGAAAAUUCCAUCCCGCUCCAGAGUCCUGAUGACGUCCCCCUACAGGUCCCGCCUCCUGUGACAGACGCCCCGCCCUCCCCACCCAAGGUGGACGACAUGACUGCCGCCUUUCUGCGGGGGCAGCCACACGGCCUUGGGGCUGUUCAGAUCAUGAUCGGUUUGCUGGGAGCUCUGUUCAGUCUGACCGCCGUCUACUCUUGGUUCCUGAUGAUGUACGCUCCGUUCGGCCUCGCCGUCGCUUUCGUGGUUUCAGGUUCUCUGACUCUGGCUGCAGGGAGACGGACUUCACUCAGACUGGUCUGGGCGUCUCUGGCGUCCAAUGUCCUCAGCGUCCUGUUGGGUCUGGCCUGUGUGUCCUACAUGUGUUGGCUCUUUGUUGUCGUCCAUCCCUCAGACCUGUUGUGUGACGUCCCCGUUAACAUCAGCGUGGAAACAUCUAGAAGGAGGAACAACUGCUACGAGCACACCUGGGUGAUGGAUAGAAUCCUCUACGGACUCCAGGGCCUCCUCCUGGUUCUCCUCGUCCUGCAGGUGUGCGUCUCCGUCACCGUCUCCGUCUUCUCUGUGAAAGCCGUCAGACGUCAACGUAGCCACGUCUCCAUGGUGGAGGAUGAUGACUGCAGUUCUCUGCUGCCGGAGGAGGAGUAGGAGGAGUAGGAGGAGGAGGAGGAGCAGGAGGAGGAGCAGGAGGAGGAGCAGGACCUCCAUCCGGCCCCAGCCUCUGGAGGCCACUACAAAUACUUUUAAAGCACUAUUCCACUCUUUAUUGUCUGUGACGCUCUGGUCCUGGUUCGUUUAUUUCUGCAGAAAUCAGAAGGAAACAUGUUGGUUUAGUUUUAGACGACCAGAGUAAAGGAUGAUGAUGUUUCUGCUCGUUUGUUUGCAAAGAAACAAUAAAAAUCACACUUUUUGUACACUGA
Molecule: messenger RNA, 1111 nt
Organism: Mugil cephalus (flathead mullet)
Lineage: Eukaryota; Metazoa; Chordata; Actinopteri; Mugiliformes; Mugilidae
Product: membrane-spanning 4-domains subfamily A member 4A-like
Exons: 7
Coding region: 126-839 (237 amino acids)
Cellular component (GO): membrane
Source: RefSeq, a predicted model, not a curated record